Molecule: messenger RNA, 1850 nt
Organism: Etheostoma cragini (Arkansas darter)
Lineage: Eukaryota; Metazoa; Chordata; Actinopteri; Perciformes; Percidae
Gene: hsh2d
Product: hematopoietic SH2 domain containing
Exons: 6
Coding region: 70-1164 (364 amino acids)
Cellular component (GO): cytoplasm
Source: RefSeq, a predicted model, not a curated record
GCUGCAUCCGUCAUUUUCACCACGGAGCUGCCAGGCAAGACCAGAUUAAAUGAGCCGUUUCUCAGGAGGAUGGAGUCAAGUCAGUCGUCACAAGGACAGCGGGAUGCUUUCGUCUGGUUCACAGAGUCCCAGCUCCGGGUUGUGAUCAGGAACGGUAUCGUCCCUGAAUGGUUUCAUGGGAUCAUUUCCAGGAAGAUGGCAGAGGAACUGCUGAUGCCCAAGCCUCCUGGCUACUUCCUCAUCAGAGUCAGUGAGAGCAGGAUUGGCUACACUCUCUCCUACCGCGCUGAGGAGCGCUGCAGACAUUUCAUGAUCGAUGCAGUGGAGGACGGUCAUUACGUCAUAGUAGGUGAGAACAGGCACCACCGGUUUCUGCAGGACCUGGUGGACUUUCACCGUAGGACCCCCAUUUUGCCUUUCACUGAGGUGCUGACUGUCGCGUGUGGACAGACCUCGAAAGACAAGACUGACUAUGCAGAGCUGUUGUUUCCCCAAAGACAUCUAAACCGUAACAAAAGUUUGCUUCCAAACGACUCACUGCCUCCCCGCACGAGUCAGCCAACAUCACAAGAGGAUAUCCCACCUGCCCUUCCUUAUCGACCAAAUAACCUGAGGAACUCUCCAGUACCGUCUUCAAACAAACUUUACCCAAGUUUGGAAGAAGAAUUUCUACGUGUCAAUUCCCCUCUUCCAGCCCCGCCUGUGACCAGAAAGAGGAUCACCGGCGACAGCCCUCCAUCCAACCAGCCUCCGGAGGUUCCUGAUCGGAGCUCUGUCCCUCCACUGAAGCAGAACCAGGCUUGUACCAGAACAGUCGCUGCACCUGAGAGCCCCCCAACACCUACAGCCACUGGACACCCCGGCAACACCAACAUCCAGUCUGUAAAGAACCAGGAAGCAAAGCUGUCAGUCACUUCCAACCUAAAGAACCUCAAGAAGAAGUUCCAAAAGAAGAAAAGCAUAUCGCAGGAGAAUAUGUACGCAGAGAUAAAUGUGGCGGAGCCUGAAAGGAGUGGAAACGCUGAGAAUGAGUACCACGAGAUCACAGGGCAGCAGACCUUCAACGUUCCACCAUUUCCCCACACUUGCACUGAGCUGACACUAACUGAUGGAGGGGUACCUCACGAGUACCUUCCUCCUCCACCUUUUGCUCCAGGCUACUGAAACACAACUGCUCCCAUAGAAAAAAGAAUGUAAAGAUGGAUCGAACCCUAAGUGGAGAAUAAAUGAGUGUAGUCCACACAGUGAUUGCUGACAAAAGCUUGAUAGUGCAUCGUUUCAACCUUCUAAUCGCUGCCCUUGUGUGACUGUAAUAAGUGACAGUGACUUUUGAGUGCUUUAUCUUUUAUUUAUUUACUAUUCAACAGAGACAAUACAGACAAACAUUGUUACAUAAGGAGAACUGAUGUGACAAAUGUACUUUAUAUAGUGUAUGCAUCUUGCUGAAGCUAAUUACAAGUUUUUUCCCUGGCCCAUGUAGUGAAUGAAAAGUAUUUAUAGGCGGCAGGAGGAAGUUGGAUGCAGUGUAUGUAAAUGAGAAAUGGCAUGGUUAACAGUAUGUCAGCUGCUUUGAAUACAGUCAUAGCAUCAGAGGCGGGUCUGUCAUCAGCAACGUGAUAAGGAAGGUGGAUGCAGACGCUGGUCAAACUGGUUUCACGAGUAGAAACAUUCUGCUGAGACAAAAUUGACCUUUGAAACGGCUUUGUCAGACCCUUGUUAUUAUUAUGAAGCAUCUGUUUGAUCUCAAGAACAUUUCACAUUUAUAUCCAUAACUAGGUAAUAUAUCUGUACAAAGCAAAUAGUGUUACAUGAUUUAGCUAAUAAAUCCCCUAUAAAAAAUGUUUAAUAUG